AACCUAAAAAGUAUUUCGUGGAUUGGCAUCGCUCAUCUCCAUUGGCUUUGGCUAGAGAAUUCGUUCUUCACCUCAUUGGCUCAUUUUUUGGCUUUGCUGCACAUCUGUGAGACAAAUAGAGAGAUAUAGAAUGGGGAAGACACCAGUGCGCAUGAAGGUGGUGAUGUACUCACUGUCACCAUUCCAGCAGAAGGUGAUGCCAGGGCUGUGGAAGGAUUUCACCGGAAAGAUUCAACAGAAGGUCUCAGAGAACUGGAUCAGUGCUUGCCUUCUUGUUACUCCUGUCGUCGGCACCUACAUGUAUGCCAUGAACUAUAAGGAGAACGAGAAGUUGGAACACCGAUACUGAGAUGGAUACUCGAUGUCUUCAGUUUGGUCACCUACCUGAUCUGGGAACCUUUUCAACAAAGUCUUCUUGAAUUAUAAAGAGUCUUUCUCAGUUUUAUGUUUAGUUUCUGAGUCUGGAUCUUUAAAUUUGAGUCAAAGAUGAGUUACGACCAAAGUUGUCUUUUCUUUUGCCAUCCCAAUAAAGUUUUGGGUAGUUUUGCGUGAAAACUGAAUUAAAAAAUUUAGGGAGGGAGCCCGAACUCUUUCAGCUUUUGCUGUUAUUAUGUGAUGGAAUGCAGUACAGAAAAUUUUCAGCCGUUUAUGGUAGAGUGAAAAAUAAUAUUCUA
Molecule: messenger RNA, 674 nt
Organism: Telopea speciosissima
Lineage: Eukaryota; Viridiplantae; Streptophyta; Magnoliopsida; Proteales; Proteaceae
Product: cytochrome b-c1 complex subunit 8-1, mitochondrial-like
Exons: 3
Coding region: 131-349 (72 amino acids)
Biological process (GO): mitochondrial electron transport, ubiquinol to cytochrome c
Source: RefSeq, a predicted model, not a curated record